AUGACAUUUGAGUUCCUCCCUCCUUCUCCAAGCACUCCAAACCUCAUUGUUCCCCGAAAAGAGGUAGUAGAGGAAAUAAUCAAAUUUUGGUCAUCAUCUCACCUUGUUGGGGUAUCAAUCCAUAAAAGAAUCCCCUUCAAGGUAAUUCAAACUGCUGCAGCAAAGCUCUGGGGAUCCUACGGACUCACAUAUACCAUUCUUGGAGAAGGGAAUACAUACUAUUUCAGAUUCAAAUCCACAACUCAAGCUAACAAUGUCCUCUUAUUGGGCCCUUGGUCAAUUGCUGGCCUUAGUUACAUUACCAGCUCUGUGAGGGAGCCUCUAUAUGCAGAUCUUGCUACUGAAGGAAGGAUCAAGCUCAAGUUUUCAAGGGUCUGUGUUAACCUAGACCUCACUAAACCUCUCAAAUCUGAGGUUGAGCUGAAAAUGGAAGAUGGCAGCAUAGAACAAAUUCGAAUUGAAUACCAAUGGCUCCUAAAAUUUUGUUCCAAAUGUAAUCUGCUCAAUCACACUGAAGUUCACUGCCCUCUUCAAUAUGUUAAACUUCCACAACAAAAGAACAAAGGCAUUACUUAUCCCACUGACAACAGCAGCAUUCCUCAGAAGGACAGAUGUAACCAGCACAAUCCCACUGAUGUUCAAUGCCCUCCUUAA
Cornus florida is the source of this 654-nucleotide messenger RNA. RefSeq lists its product as uncharacterized. The record is from RefSeq and is a predicted model, not a curated record. Bases 1 to 654 code for a protein of 217 amino acids. The transcript has 2 exons. Lineage: Eukaryota; Viridiplantae; Streptophyta; Magnoliopsida; Cornales; Cornaceae.